CUUUGACAGUGGUCAGAAAGAACCCACACUCGCUGCUCGCGAUGGAGAAGAGCAAGACCGAUGGUCACCAGGCUGUGCUCAAUGAAGGAGAGGAGAAUGAGCUGGAGGUGUUUGGCUACCAGACUCAGAAUUUACGAAGAGCCUUGUGCCUUGUCACAGCCAUCCUGACUCUUGGGGCAGUUCAGCUCAUGUUCUACUGGAGGCCUGAGUGGUGGGUGUGGACCAGUUGCAUCCCAUGCCCCUUACAAGAAGCAGACAUAGUUUUGCUGAGGACAACUGAUGAAUUUCGAAGAUAUAUGAGGAAAAAGGUCUUCUGCCUUCACUUAUCCACACUGAAGAUCCCUAUAAGCAAGAACCCAGGGGAACCUCUGGUAGCUGAUCACCACUCGGUCAUAAACCAAGCUGUAAUGAAGCCAGAAUUAAAGCUACGAUGCAUUCAAGUGCAGAAAAUCAGGUACGUGUGGGAUUUCUUGAAGAAGCGAUUUCAGAAAGUUGGGUUGCUGGAAGACAGUAACUCCUGCUUUGACAUCCACCAUACAUUUGGAUUGGGUCUGACCAGUGAAGAGCAAGAGGUCAGACGGUUAGUGUGUGGGCCCAAUGCUAUCGAGGUGGAGAUCCAACCUAUAUGGAAGCUGCUUGUUAAACAGGUUUUAAAUCCAUUCUACGUGUUCCAAGCCUUCACCCUCACUCUGUGGCUGUCUCAGGGUUACAUAGAAUACUCUGUGGCCAUCAUCAUUUUGACUGUUAUAUCCAUUGUCUUGAGUGUGUAUGACUUGAGACAGCAAUCAGUUAAGCUGCACAAGCUUGUGGAGGAUCACAACAAAGUCCAGGUCACAAUCACAGUAAGAGACAAAGGUCUGCAGGAGCUGGAGUCCCGUCUCCUGGUUCCGGGAGAUAUUCUCAUUCUUCCAGGGAAAAUUUCAUUGCCCUGUGAUGCUGUAUUGAUUGAUGGGAGUUGUGUGGUGAAUGAAGGAAUGCUCACAGGAGAAAGUAUACCUGUUACAAAGACACCAUUGCCCCAAACGGAGAACACCAUGCCCUGGAAAUCACACAGUUUGGAGGACUACCGGAAACAUGUGCUCUUUUGCGGAACAGAAGUGAUUCAGGUCAAGCCAUCUGGCCAGGGACCUGUUAGAGCCGUGGUUCUGCAGACAGGUUAUAAUACAGCAAAAGGAGACUUAGUGAGAUCCAUCCUCUAUCCCCGACCUCUGAACUUCAAACUGUACAACGAUGCCUUCAAGUUCAUGGUGUUCCUGGCCUGCAUUGGUGUUGUGGGAUUUUUCUAUGCCCUAGGUGUCUAUUUGUACCAUGAAGUUCCUCCGAGAGAAACUGUAACCAUGGCUCUGAUCCUCCUCACUGCCACGGUCCCUCCUGUGCUCCCAGCCGCCCUGACCAUCGGCAAUGUGUAUGCCCAGAAGAGGCUGAAGAAGAAGAAGAUUUUCUGCAUCUCCCCACAGAGAAUCAACAUGUGCGGCCAGAUCAACCUCGUGUGCUUCGACAAAACAGGAACUCUUACAGAAGAUGGGCUGGACCUCUGGGGGACGGUUCCCACUGCUGGCAACUGUUUCCAGGCAGUCCACAGCUUUGCCUCAGGUGAGGCUGUACCCUGGGGCCCACUGUGUGCAGCCAUGGCCAGCUGCCACUCCCUGAUCCUUCUUGAUGGGACCAUCCAGGGAGACCCUCUGGACCUCAAAAUGUUUGAAGGCACUGGCUGGAAUAUGGAAGAUGGCCAAGUGGCGUCCUGCAAAUACAGCAUGGCAGAUUCCGGCACAGUAAUAAAACCAGGACCGAACGCCAGCCAGAGUCCCGUGGAGAGCAUCACCAUCUUGCGCCAGUUUCCAUUUUCCUCAGGACUGCAAAGGAUGUCUGUGAUUGCUCAGCUGGCUGGUGACCUCCGUCUCCACGUCUACAUGAAGGGUGCCCCGGAAAUGGUGGCCAGGUUCUGCCGCUCUGAAACGGUGCCUAAGAACUUCCCACAGGAGCUGAGGAAUUACACAGUGCAAGGCUUCCGUGUCAUUGCUCUUGCCCAUAAAACCCUGAAGAUGGAGAAGCUUUCUGAUGUGGAACGUCUAGCAAGGGAGAAAGUGGAGUCCGAGCUGGCAUUUCUGGGUCUUCUCAUAAUGGAGAAUCGCUUGAAAAAUGAAACGAGGCCAGUGCUGAAGGAACUGAGCGAGGCCCGCAUCAGGACCGUGAUGGUGACAGGUGACAAUCUUCAAACUGCCAUCACUGUUGCUAAAAAUUCUGAAAUGAUUCCUGUGGGCAGCCAGGUCAUCAUUGUCGAGGCUAAUGAGCCAGGAGACCUUGUUCCUGCUUCUGUGACCUGGCAGCUGGUGGGGACCCAAGAGCCAGGCUCUGAGAAGAAGGACAUCUACAUUGAUAUCGGAAACAGUUCAGUACCUUGUGGGAAAGGCUACCAUUUUGCAAUGAGUGGGAAGUCCUAUCAAGUGCUAUUUCAUCAUUUCUACACCAUGCUGCCACAAAUUCUGGUCAAUGGAACCAUUUUUGCAAGAAUGUCUCCUGGGCAGAAAUCAAGUCUUGUGGAAGAGUUUCAGAAAUUAAAUUAUUAUGUGGGCAUGUGUGGAGAUGGAGCCAACGACUGUGGGGCUUUGAAAAUGGCGCAUGCGGGCAUCUCGCUGUCAGAGCAGGAAGCAUCUGUGGCCUCUCCCUUCACCUCGAAAGUGGCCAAUAUCGAGUGUGUGCCUCAUCUCAUCAGGGAGGGACGGGCUGCACUGGUUUCAUCCUUUGGUGUAUUUAAAUACUUGACCAUGUACGGCAUCAUCCAGUUUAUUGGAACAUCACUGCUAUACUGGCAACUACAGCUCUUCGGUAAUUACCAGUAUCUCCUGCAAGAUGUGGCCAUCACCCUGAUGGUCAGCUUAACAAUGAGCAUAAACCAUGCCUACCCGAAGUUGGCUCCAUACAGACCAGCAGGACAACUCCUUUCUCCUCAGUUGCUACUCUCAGUCUUCAUGAAUUCCUGUUUCACCUGCAUUGUGCUAGUGUGUACGUUUCUCUCUGUGAAACAGCAGCCUUGGUACUGUGAGGUCUACAAAUACAGUGAAUGCUUUCUGGUCAACCAAAGUAAUUUCUCAACCAACACGGGUUUGGAGCGAAACUGGACUGGGAAUGCAACCCUGGUUCCGGCUUCUGUGCUGAGUUUCGAGGGCACCACUUUGUGGCCCAUCGUCACCUUCAACUGCAUCUCAGCGGCUUUUAUUUUCUCUAAGGGAAAGCCGUUUCGGAAACCCAUCUACACCAACUAUUUAUUCUCGCUUCUGCUGACAUCUGCUGUGGGCCUCACUAUUUUCAUUCUGUUUUCUGAUUUUCAAGAUCUAUACCGUAGAAUGGAGUUCAUCCCAACCACAACGUCAUGGAGAAUUUCAAUUCUGGUGGCAGCCUUUGUCCAGUUCUGUGUGGCAUUCUUUGUAGAGGAUGCCAUCCUUCAAAAUAGAGAGCUCUGGCUGUUUAUAAAGAAAGAAUUUGGAUUCUACUCGAAAAGUCAGUAUAGGAUCUUGCAGAGAAAGCUGGCAGAAGAUUCAACGUGGCCUCCCACGAACAGGACAGAUUAUGCAGUCAAUGGCAAAAAUGGACUCUACAUCAACAGAGCCUAUGAAAGCCCUGAACAGGUCCCGAAAGGGAAGCUCAAGCUGGGAGGGCAAGCUUCAGAACAGCAUUUUUGGACCAGACUGUAACUUGAAUUGCAGUCACGCCUGAUCCACAACAUCACCCUUUGUCCCGAAACUAAACAUUGUGGAAAGGAGGAAACUGCAUACAUAUCCUUCUCUUCUCUCUCUGUCGAAGUAUCCAAUGCACUUCAACAUAGCGACCCUUGCAGCAAAGAACUUAACAUUCAUUCUACCCUUCACUAGCUCCAGAGAAACCUGCAUGUCUCAGAUCACCUUUGUAAUAACCUGUAUUCAUAUUGUAUUGUUCUAAAUGGACAGCUCUCAUGCAACGAGAUUAGAUGUAUGGACAUCGGAUGAGAAGAAAAACUGAGAAAGCACUUGGUGUUUCAAAGUUAGAGUAACGUAUUAAUCGAUGUAAGUUUCCUUAGUCUUACAUUAAUUUGUGGAGCACAUUCAUGUACAUACAUUGGCCAGGAUUAUAAGAUUCCUCCUGGUUUGCAUCUUUGGUGUGACUUAAGUGGGGAAAUAAGAUGAAUUAUUCCACCCUAGGUACACAGGAAGCCAGAGUGGUGUGGAAGUUGAGAACAGUAGAGAUCGGUGCUAAUCUUUUAUAAUCACGGCAUGGGUGUUGCUAGGGUGUAAGCGAAAUACACCAACUUGGUACAUUUCAAAAGUAUAGUGUAUGGGGCUGGGGAGCCUAACAGUGCAGAGUAGACCAGAAUAAUGAAAUAAACUUUUCAAAUGUGUUUUUUUCACUUUA
Molecule: messenger RNA, 4386 nt
Organism: Rattus rattus (black rat)
Lineage: Eukaryota; Metazoa; Chordata; Mammalia; Rodentia; Muridae
Gene: Atp13a5
Product: ATPase 13A5
Exons: 30
Coding region: 42-3692 (1216 amino acids)
Biological process (GO): intracellular calcium ion homeostasis; polyamine transmembrane transport
Cellular component (GO): late endosome membrane
Molecular function (GO): ATP binding; ATP hydrolysis activity; P-type ion transporter activity
Source: RefSeq, a predicted model, not a curated record